AAGCCGAUAGCAGAAAAUACUAACCCUGUGGACAAGUUUGUUUGUGGUGGUUGCAAUAGAUUUGUUUGUGCGUAGAAAGCGUAAAUUAUUGCAACGAAAAUCGUAAAACUUGUGCACAACUUAAAACGCGUGUAAUUUGCAAAUCGUACACGCAGCAGCAGCACCACCAGAAGCAGAAGAAUGGACAUCAUGGACAUACAGGCUGUCGAAUCGAAGCUAAGUGACGUCACAGUGACACCAAUACCGCGGUCACAGGUGCAAAACUUUUAUAACUACCAGCAGCAGCGCGAGCAGCGUGAACAACAGCCCCAAAUCCAAAUAUCUGCUAUUCAUCAUUCGCGCAGCGGCGCCAACGCCGGCGGUGGCAGCGCUGCCAGCAACAGUGACUAUGCGAACAGCAGCAGCGCUGUCAGCAGCGGCAGCAAACGUGACCGAAAUGCAUCGAGCAGCGCAGCAGCCACUGCAGCGGCAGCGGCUGCCGUUGCCGCAUUGCAAUAUUCGCCGCAAUUUCUUCAGGCACAGCUCGCGCUGCUGCAGAAGCAAUCGAACACCACUGCCACGCCGUCCGCAUCGUCUGCCGCAGCAGCAGCAGCGGCGGCCUUAUCCCUGGCCAACAUUGCAGCGGCCACCAAUGGACGCAAUCUAUCCAGCACGAGCAGCAGCAACAGCAACAACAAUAGCAGCAAUAACAGCAACAAUAACAGCAAUGGAAACGGUAAUGGGAAUGCUGUAAGCCUUAAUCUUGGUCUGAAUCUCACACAAUCCCAGCUAAAAUAUCCGCCACCAUCCACAUCGCCGGUGGUGGUAACAACACAAACAUCGGCCAACAUCACCACGCCACUGACCUCCACUGCCAAUUUGCCGACAGCAGGCAGCAUCGGUAGCAAUGGACUGAGCAAGUACGCCCAGUUGCUGGCCGUGAUUGAGGAGAUGGGCCGUGAUAUACGGCCGACCUACACGGGAUCGCGCAGCUCGACGGAGCGGCUGAAGCGUGGCAUUGUGCAUGCCAGGAUUUUGGUGCGUGAGUGCCUCAUGGAAACGGAGCGCGCGGCACGGCAAUGAGAAGAGGAGUGCGGCGUGCCGCAGCUGAAGUCACCCGAUUAAGCUCUACACUACACUACACUACAAAAAAAAGAAAAAACACUACACAGCACUACACAAGACACGCACGCGACAUGGGCAUGGUGAAAAGGAAUCUAGCAUUUAAGUGUGACCAGACUAUUAUUAUUUUUUUCCUUUCCCUUUCUGAUUUGCGCUACAAUUUCAAGGACUGAACGAUUCUUGAAAGCUGUUCCUAAUGACACAGAACAUUUUCUACGAAUGCGUAGGCAAAUGCCGAAGUGUCUAUAGCAAGUGCGAUCCGUAACUAAAUCGGCUUCAAAGACAGCAUUCUUAAGGUCGUCGAUAUUUUGGCUAUGAUAUUGCUUUCACUAUGCCUGCUAAAAAGUAACGAGACACGAGUAACGAGUUAUCAGUUGCGCUCGUUAACUUACAAAUUAUGCUUUCAUUGAUUUAUAAAGUAUAUUAUUAUUAUUAUUAUUAUAUUAUAACUUUUCAUUAUUAAACAAUAGCGAAUUCUACGAGCUUCUUACUUUUUUCUUAACUUUUAUUUUGCUUCAUUUCUACAAAGCUGGCAAAUCGGUUGCCGUCGGACCAUAGUUAAAAAAUGUUUAGACUAGCUCAGGUUAUAUAUGUGUAUGUUAUAUAUAAUAUACAAUAUAUAUGUAGGUAUAUGUAUGCAUAUGUAUGUGGAUGUAUACAGAUACGAAGCGGGCCACAAAUAGCUUCACAUUUUCUAAUAUAUAUAUAUAUAUUCUUAUGCAUAAGUCUAGGCUAAGUUUCCUGCGUAUUUGUGUGUUCCAAACGUUGAUGUUGUACAGCUUUAAAUAGGACACUCUAAAUACAUACGUAUGUACAUCAGGACAAAUUGCACAGAUAUUUUAGAUAUAGAUGCCUAUAUAUACAUAUAUACAUUUGUUAUAUAGAAUUUGGAUCUGUCUGCAAAUCACAUUUAAAUACAGAUAUAUCUAUAUACGAGCAUAUGUAUAAGUUCAAGCGUGUAUACCAAA
Molecule: messenger RNA, 2069 nt
Organism: Drosophila hydei
Lineage: Eukaryota; Metazoa; Arthropoda; Insecta; Diptera; Drosophilidae
Gene: CDK2AP1
Product: probable serine/threonine-protein kinase MARK-A
Exons: 2
Coding region: 181-1062 (293 amino acids)
Cellular component (GO): nucleus; cytoplasm
Source: RefSeq, a predicted model, not a curated record